Messenger RNA from Mesocricetus auratus (golden hamster), 5953 nucleotides. RefSeq names its product discoidin, CUB and LCCL domain containing 2 (gene Dcbld2). Bases 267 to 2594 code for a protein of 775 amino acids. The record is from RefSeq and is a predicted model, not a curated record. Lineage: Eukaryota; Metazoa; Chordata; Mammalia; Rodentia; Cricetidae. The transcript is spliced from 16 exons.
UGCCCGCGAGCCGGUCCAGCUACGAGUGCGGCGGGAGCACGUCCCAGCUCGGCCGCGGUCCUAGCCUCCGGUCCGCCGCGCUCCGGCUGGGGGGGUCUUGGGACGGGAAGCGCGGCGAAUCGACGCGGGCAGCCGGCAGCGGGAAGCAGGGCGGAGGGGGUCGAGGCGCGCUGCGCUGCCACCGGGUCCUUGCCGGGUGCUGCGGGCCCCGGGCGCGCGGGGCUCCGCGGCGCGCGCACUAUGCGGGCGGAUUGCCGGCCGCCGCGAUGGCGAACCGGGCUCCGCUGAGAGCCGCGUACAGUCCGCAGGGUCCCCGAGGCCAGGCCGCGCCCGCCGCCACCGGCCGGGCCGCGCUGCCCAGCGCUGGCUGCUGUCCCCUCCCUCCUGGCCACAACUCCUCCUCCAGGCCUCGGCUUCUCCUGCUGCUGCUCCUGCUGCUCCAGGACGCUGGAGCCCAGCAAGGUGAUGGAUGUGGACACACUGUACUAGGUCCUGAGAGUGGAACCCUCGCAUCCAUCAACUACCCACACACCUAUCCUAACAGCACCGUGUGUGAAUGGGAGAUCCGAGUAAAGAUGGGAGAAAGAAUUCGCAUCAAAUUUGGUGACUUUGACAUUGAAGAUUCUGAUUCUUGUCACUUUAAUUACCUGAAAAUCUAUAAUGGAAUUGGAGUCAGCAGAACAGAAAUAGGCAAAUACUGUGGUCUAGGUUUACAAAUGAAUCAGUCAAUUGAGUCCAAAGGCAGUGAAAUCACAGUGCUGUUCAUGAGUGGAAUCCAUGCUUCUGGACGAGGAUUUUUGGCUUCGUACUCAGUUAUAGAUAAACAAGAUUUAAUCACUUGUUUGGAUAAUAUAUCUAAAAUUUGGGAACCUGAGUUCAGUAAAUACUGCCCAGCUGGCUGUCUGCUCCCUUUUGCUGAAAUAUCUGGAACAAUUCCUCAUGGAUACAGAGAUUCUUCGCCAUUGUGCAUGGCUGGAAUCCACGCAGGAGUAGUGUCAAAUGUCCUGGGCGGCCAGAUCAGUGUUGUGAUUAGCAAAGGUACCCCGUACUAUGAAAGCUCUUUGGCUAACAACGUCACUUCCAUGGUGGGCUAUUUAUCUACAAGUCUGUUCACAUUUAAGACAAGUGGCUGUUAUGGGACUCUGGGGAUGGAAUCGGGUGUGAUUGCUGAUCCCCAAAUAACAGCGUCAUCUGUGCUGGAGUGGACUGACCACAUGGGGCAGGAGAACAGCUGGAAGCCAGAGAAGGCUAGGCUGAGAAAACCUGGGCCUCCCUGGGCUGCUUUCGCCACUGAUGAGCACCAGUGGCUGCAAAUCGACCUGAAUAAGGAGAAGAAGAUAACAGGUAUUGUAACCACUGGAUCUACCAUGGUAGAACACAAUUACUAUGUGUCUGCCUAUAGAGUUCUGUACAGUGACGAUGGGCAGAGAUGGACUGUGUAUAGAGAGCCUGGUAUGGAGCAGGACAAGAUAUUUCAAGGAAACAAAGAUUAUCACAAGGAUGUUCGUAAUAACUUUUUGCCACCAAUUAUUGCACGUUUCAUUAGAGUGAACCCUGUCCAAUGGCAACAGAAAAUUGCCAUGAAGGUGGAACUCCUCGGAUGUCAGUUUACUAUCAAAGGCCGUCUUCCAAAGCUUACUCAGCCUCCACCACCUCGGAACAGCAAUAACCUCAAGAACACAACAGCUCCUCCCAAACUAGGUAAAGGUCGUGCCCCUAAAUUUAACCAAGCACUUCAGCCUCGAAGUAGGAAUGAACUUCCUGCACAGACAGCACAGACAACUGCCACUCCAGAUAUAAAAAAUACGACUGUAACUCCCAAUGUAACCAAAGAUGUCGCACUGGCUGCUGUUCUUGUUCCUGUACUGGUCAUGGCCCUCACCACGCUCAUCCUCAUUCUAGUGUGCGCUUGGCACUGGAGAAACAGAAAGAAGAAAACAGAAGGCACCUAUGAUUUACCACACUGGGAUCGGGCAGGUUGGUGGAAAGGAGUGAAGCAGUUUCUCCCUGCCAAAUCCCUGGAACACGAGGAGACGCCAGUUCGCUACAGCAACAGUGAAGUCAGUCACCUGAGUCCAAGAGAAGUCACCACAGUGCUACAAGCUGAUUCUGCAGAAUAUGCACAGCCCCUCGUGGGAGGAAUUGUGGGCACACUGCAUCAGAGAUCUACCUUCAAACCUGAAGAAGGAAAAGAAGCAGGCUACGCGGACCUGGAUCCUUACAAUUCUCCGGUGCAGGAAGUGUACCAUGCCUAUGCCGAACCGCUGCCCAUAACGGGGCCUGAGUAUGCGACCCCAAUCGUCAUGGACAUGUCAAUGUCAGGGCACCCCACAGCCUCAAUUGGUUUGCCCUCCACAUCCACUUUCAAAACGGCAGGGAACCAACCUCCUCCCACGUUAGUGGGAACUUACAACACACUUCUCUCCAGGACUGACAGCUGCUCCUCCUCGGGCCAAGCUCAGUACGACACCCCGAAAGGUGGGAAGCCAGCCGCUGCCCCAGAGGAACUGGUAUACCAGGUACCACAGAGCACCCAGGAAGUAGCAGGAGCAGGAGGGGAUGGGAAGUGUGAUGUUUUUAAAGAAAUCCUCUGACAGUGGUGCUGCUUUUUACAAAGCAUCCAUUUAAAGCACAUGGCUUUUUCGUUGGUAGUGGUAGUAAUAGUAGAAUGUAUUAUGUAUCUGUCACUGAAGUGGUUAGGGGGAUGUGGUGACCGAGGUACAAGAAACUACUUAUCUUGCCAUCUGGCUUUAAAGGUGUUACUGUGGGGCACAUUUACUGCUUGCCUGUUACAUUUCAAACAUCCUGUUUGUUACUACUGUAAAACACUAUUUUGAAUACAGAAAAAGCUCCCUAUAAUGCACUUCAAAGAACCUGAAAAAUCACUGAGUAUUUAUUACCAAUGCUGCAGGUACAUUAAUGAACUUGAGAUGGUUCUGUAAGCCUUGCUGGCAAUAAUGCAUGGUACUGUUCUUGAAAUAUCAAAUGGCUUGAAAUUCUCCCUUUGUGAAAGGUAGGUACUAUCAUGUUCUCCUCCUCUUUCCACCCUGAAUCACUGUCUGCAAUCUUUUUUCCUCCCAACAGCGAUCCAUAAACAUUGUCCUAGCUGCAGCCAUGUGCACUGCUCUGUAUUUCCCUAGGAGGGUGCAUAGUUGGCGCGCCCUGCCUUGCAGUACACUGGGUGACAGAUUCCUCGUGUGAUGCCACUCUUUUAACACCUGGUGGCACAGGUCUCACCUAUGCUCAUCCCACCCAGGACAUCUUGUCACCUUGCUCCAUGCUGUGUUUAUUAAUGCUGGUGGCCUCUUUUUCAGUAGGCAGUCUCUUCCCAUCGUUAAGUCUACGUCUUCUCAUGGAAAUGAGAAACAACUUACAAUUUAGAAAAGCUGCAAAGGGAAUAAUCCCUCUGCUUCACUCUGAAGUGAUACGUAAACUACUUUACAGAAGAACUGCAGACUAAAAUUUAAUUAACCUUCGUUUUAUUUACACACAAGCCCAAAUACAAAAAUUUUCUGAGUCCCAAGAUAUUUUAUAAUUUUAGUCAUGCCUUAUUUUAGUUUUCUUCAGUAAACUAUUAUAAGAAAAAGAAAACCAGCAUUAACAAGACCUGAUUGAUGGCUCAGGCCUGCAAUCCCAAAUACCUGGGAAGCUGGGGCGAGAGGAUCCCAAGUUCAAUGCUUUGAGGUCUACAGAGUAAGUUCAGGAUUAACCUAGGCCAUUCAGGAAACCCUGUCUCAAAGAAAGAAGCGGGUGGGGCUAUGUCUUGAUGGUUUCUGCUUGCCUACAGCAAAAGUGAGGUCGUAGAUUCAAUCGUAGUGCUGCCAAAAGAACAAAGAGCCAACAUGCAUUCUCCAGGUCUGUGUGAUUCUGCGGGAAGGGACCUGAGUGUCCUUUGUGUCAGACCUAGCUGACCAAUGCCAGAGCAUGGGAGCUAUGUGAUUCUUCCCAGCAACUUACUUGUCACUGCUUGAGCAUGACCUGCCCUGCUCUCAUUUCAGAUAGGGUAAAUUAGACACUAAUGGAUUAGCCUGUAGUGCAGAAACCACCUUCUAAUAUCUGUUGACUGGCAAGAUAACUGAGGAAGCCCACAGAUUACACAUAAAACUCUGUAUUCCUGUCCACAAACCUGUUGUUGGUUUAGUUUUAAAGUAUACUGGGCCAUCAGGUCCUGGUCAUUUUUCUCAGCCUGUACCAUCCAGGUUAUAUAUUAACAAACUUCACUAAAUUUGGAUCGCAGUAAGCAGUAUUGACUUAGCUUCCUUCCACAAGUACAUCAGUAUUUUAAAACACUGCUUCAGAAACAGAACUGUUUCUGCAGGUUCUCUCUUCUGAUUUUGUUGUUAUUGUAACUUGUCUUUUGUUUUGCAGACUUUGAAGUACAAUUUCACUCACUGAAAAUUCAAUGCAUAUUUUGUUUCAAGGUAACAAAGCAAAAAGCACAGAUAUUGAAUUUGUACUGAAACCCUGAAGAAUGUGUAAAGCACACAGUGUAGUUGUCCCCUUUCAGGUGGGAACAAAGUAAACCAUUUGCUGUCUUAUUUCUAGUCAUGCUUAGUAUGCAGAGUAGAAUUUUCUUGGAGUCAGAUUCCUGUUGGAAGCUUUAAGAGAGACAUUGUGAAGAUGAAGUCAUUUUCCCAAAGAAGCUUGCUAUUUGGUAUCACUGUCUCAGAUAAUUUUUCCCAGAACUUUUUAAUAAUAAGUGAGACCAUGUUUUCUGGUAAGAUAUUGUAAGACUUGAUCCAUAUUGCCACUGUGCUGUCUUUGAACUCUACCAAUGGUUUUCAUAAAAUGUCUAGUUAUUUUUACAUAUUUUCACUUUGCAGAUGAAGAGCUGAGCCUAAUUCAAAUGAUUUUUUUCUGGUUUUGUAUUUUUACUUUGGUUUUUUAUUAGAUUGUUUUAGGUUCUCGGUCACUUACAUGUCUGAUACAGAGCUUUGGAAGACAAUCAAGUAAAAUGUGAAAGGAACCAUUUCUUGACCAAAUUCCUUGAUAUUUUUUUAAUUCUCUGACAUAUUCAAUAGUUAAAUUGCUGUAACUUAUCUGGUUUUCCUUUUCCCAAUAAAUACACUUAUAGAAAUAUGCAGACAGUAGUGUAGCAAGUAUGGCCUUUGGAGGUUUCAUAAAAUUACACUGACUUGGCUAUUACUUGCUCCUUGGAACCAACACAGAUAAAGAUGGUGUGAAUUCUGGUUUGCGUUUUAUUAAAUGCUGUUUGUAGAUCCAAGUAGUUCCUGUUGAAUAUGCCAGGUCUAGUCCAGUUAUUUAAUUCAUGUUUCACUAUUUGCACUUUGCAUUGAACAAUGGGUUUAUUCGCUGUUCACUUAGAGAAUUUAUACAGUCAUGUGUGCGCUUCUCCUGUCUGUCCCAGAGACGAAGCACUAACUGAGGGUGUGGCACAAAGCUGUGGCCAGGAAUUGAUCAGGAGCUUCUCUGCCUUGGCUCCACAUUGUCACCUGGAAAGUAGAAAACCAAGGCGGAUAGACCACUAGAAAGACCCCAGAGACCAUGGGGGACUCUGGGGGGGGGGGGUUCCAGACCCUCUGCGGAGAACUGAUGAAGUUCUUUGUAGGAGUUGUUAAUUCUACCUUUUGGUUUUGAACUUGAAGUCCCUAAACUGCAAAAUCUAGUGAGUUGGAUGGUUCGAGUGUGUUUAGGUUAACUGUGGCACCAAUUCUUAUUUAGUCCAGCUUAUGUGUAGUUUCUCUUGUUUUCCAUUUUUGGCACUGGGAAUGGUAAAAAUAAAACAUGUAUUGAAAUACAGAGGAAGUGAAAAUGUGUCAGUUAUAUUCUCCCAGAAUGUAUUUUUCUUACCUCGGCAUGUACUGUAGUCACUUGAUAUUUGUAUAUGUUGCUAGAAUUUAGGCUGUUGAAAAUAGUGAGAUUCUAAUGUGUUUUUAAUAAAUUAUGUGUCUUGCUCAGAUUAUUUGGAUUAAAUAAAACAACCUUGACAUCA